Messenger RNA from Entelurus aequoreus (snake pipefish), 1224 nucleotides. Its product is annotated as lymphoid enhancer-binding factor 1-like. Gene Ontology annotation, cellular component: beta-catenin-TCF complex. Bases 152 to 1006 code for a protein of 284 amino acids. Gene Ontology annotation, biological process: regulation of transcription by RNA polymerase II; canonical Wnt signaling pathway. Gene Ontology annotation, molecular function: DNA-binding transcription factor activity, RNA polymerase II-specific; RNA polymerase II cis-regulatory region sequence-specific DNA binding. The transcript is spliced from 8 exons. Lineage: Eukaryota; Metazoa; Chordata; Actinopteri; Syngnathiformes; Syngnathidae. The record is from RefSeq and is a predicted model, not a curated record.
UGGAGUGCUUAUGAUAUCACAAAGACAAAAGGGUUCAAAGACAAGGGGGAUAGUUGGUUCAGUGUUCAGUGGCAUUUGUCUUCAGACCCUCACAGACACAGCUUGACCAAAUUGGUUUGUUCCACGUUAAAAACAUUGCCGCCGCCAUCCAAUGGAUAGUGAUGACCUGUCAGACCACCUCAUCAUCCUUUGCGAUAAUGAGAUAUUGGGUGAUACCCCCAACUCCUCAUCCUCCCCAAACCUCCCUUCACCUUGUGACCCCGAGAGCAUCUACACUGAGCUUCGGACUGUGGAGGGUGAGGUGGAUGGCUCGGGUGUCUGGUUCCCACUGGAAGUCCCGACUGCAAUGAUGGCUUCUCCCAGUUUGGAGCCAUCAUGCUGUGCUGGUUUCAUGCCGCCCAUGCCACCUUACAGCCAUGGCUUGGUAAGUGGAGUAGGACCACAUCAGCAGCAGCUUCACGAGACAAUGUUUUGUCAGGCGCCUCCACAUUGCCUUCCCUAUGGCUGGUCUACCAGUAGCUACAAUCCUCAUUCCCACAUGGAUGAAGAUGCAGCAAUGAUGAUGCAACAUGGUGGUGUCAACUUUGGACUAAUGAAGCGAAAUGCUGCACAAAGAAAUCCAAUUCCUGCUUGCGUCCCUCUGCCCUCACCUAACACAUCCACAUUAGUGAAAAAAGAACAUGACAGCCAUCAGGAUGAAAAAAGGUACAUCAAGAAGCCGCUGAACGCCUUCAUGCUAUACCGGCAGGAGCAGAGGCCUAAUGUUGUUGCUCAGCUCAACAUUCGAAACAGCGCUGUAGUCAACAAAGUGGUCGGACAGAUGUGGAAGUCACUGUCAAAAAGACAGCAGAGAAAAUAUUACGAGCUCGCUGAAGCUCAAAGAUUGCUUCACGCCCAGCAGCACCCGGAGUGGUCCUGCACAGAAAACUAUGGUAAAAAGCGGAAGAGACAAAGGAGCAAAUGUAACACCAAUGGUCAAGGGGGAGAACUACUUUUCUCACAUUAAAUUGUCAUUUCUGUUGCAUCACCUGCGCGUGACAUCUGCAGUGGACACUUUUCAGGCUCAGAUGCCAGACGCAACGUCUGCCAAUGCUGUGGAUGACAGUAAUCAGGCAUCGGCUAAGGCGCGCUGUGCCCAAAAGCAGCUGCGGAUGAUGCUGGAGUUGAUGCUUUAAUUUGACCCAACCUUUCCAAAGUUCAAUAAAUUGUAAUGCCACAUUUAAA